Trichechus manatus latirostris (Florida manatee) is the source of this 4818-nucleotide messenger RNA. RefSeq names its product deltex E3 ubiquitin ligase 4 (gene DTX4). The record is from RefSeq and is a predicted model, not a curated record. Gene Ontology annotation, biological process: protein ubiquitination; Notch signaling pathway. Bases 1 to 1860 code for a protein of 619 amino acids. Lineage: Eukaryota; Metazoa; Chordata; Mammalia; Sirenia; Trichechidae. Gene Ontology annotation, cellular component: nucleoplasm. The transcript is spliced from 9 exons. Gene Ontology annotation, molecular function: zinc ion binding; ubiquitin protein ligase activity.
AUGCUCCUGGCCUCGGCCGUGGUGGUCUGGGAAUGGCUGAACGAGCACGGCCGCUGGAGGCCCUACAGCCCGGCCGUGAGCCACCACAUCGAGGCGGUGGUGCGCGCUGGUCCCCGCGCCGGGGGCAGCGUGGUGCUGGGCCAGGUGGACAGCCGUCUAGCGCCCUACAUCAUCGACCUGCAGUCCAUGAACCAGUUCCGCCAGGACACGGGGACCCUCCGUCCAGUUCGCCGCAACUACUACGACCCGUCCUCAGCCCCUGGGAAGGGCGUGGUGUGGGAGUGGGAGAACGACAAUGGCUCUUGGACGCCCUAUGACAUGGAAGUGGGCAUCACCAUCCAGCAUGCCUAUGAGAAGCAGCACCCCUGGAUCGACCUCACCUCCAUCGGCUUUAGCUACGUCAUUGACUUCAACACCAUGGGCCAGAUCAACCGGCAGACCCAGCGCCAGCGCCGUGUCCGGCGGCGUCUCGACCUCAUCUACCCCAUGGUCACUGGCACCUUGCCCAAGACCCAGUCCUGGCCAGCCAACCCUGGGUCGGCCGCCUCGCCCCCCACCCCACCUUGCUCCUGCCCACAGUGUGUCUUGGUGAUGAGCGUUAAGGCGGCCGUGGUCAGUGGGAGCACCGGACCCCUGCAGCCCCCAGCGGCCCGCAAGAACAUGCCCCCAUCUGGAGCAGUCAAGCUGCCCCCACCACCAGGCCCUGGGGCCAAACCACUGGAUGGCACAGGCACCAUCCGGGGCCCCGUAAAAACUGUCCCAUCCCAGGCAAGCCGGCGACAAACCUCUAGCACAGCGGCGGGGGCUACUGCGGGCUCUCCUGCCAGCCCCCCAGGAGCCAAUGGCAAGACUGGAAGAGUGGCCCUGGCGACUUUGAAUCGUACCAAUCUGCAGCGGCUGGCCAUCGCCCAGUCCCGGGUCCUGAUCGCCUCUGGGGUCCCCACCGUACCGGUCAAGAACUUGAAUGGGUCUAGUCCUGUCAACCCUGCCUUGGCAGGAAUCACUGGGAUCCUCAUGAGUGCAGCGGGGCUGCCUGUGUGUCUCACCAGGCCACCGAAGCUGGUCCUACACCCACCCCCCGUCAGCAAGAGUGAAAUAAAAUCCAUCCCAGGGGUUUCCAACACAAGCCGCAAGACCACCAAAAAACAAGCCAAGAAAGGUAAAACCCCAGAGGAAGUGCUGAAGAAGUAUCUGCAGAAAGUCCGGCACCCACCAGAUGAGGACUGCACCAUCUGUAUGGAGCGCCUCAUGGCACCCUCAGGCUACAAGGGCCCGCAGCCGACCGUCAAGCCUGACCUGGUGGGAAAGCUAUCCAGAUGCGGUCACAUCUACCACAUCUACUGCCUGGUCGCCAUGUACAACAACGGGAACAAGGAUGGGAGUUUGCAGUGUCCGACCUGUAAGACCAUUUAUGGGGUGAAGACAGGCACUCAGCCUCCAGGGAAGAUGGAGUACCACCUCAUCCCCCACUCCCUGCCAGGCCACCCGGACUGCAAAACCAUUCGCAUCAUCUACAGCAUCCCUCCCGGCAUUCAGGGCCCAGAACACCCAAAUCCUGGGAAGAGUUUCAGUGCCCGCGGCUUCCCACGACACUGUUACCUUCCAGACAGCGAGAAAGGAAGAAAGGUUCUGAAGCUGCUGCUGGUGGCCUGGGACCGCCGCCUCAUCUUUGCCAUUGGUACCUCCAGCACCACGGGCGAGUCAGACACGGUUAUCUGGAACGAGGUCCACCACAAGACAGAGUUUGGCUCUAAUCUCACUGGCCACGGGUACCCAGAUGCCAAUUACCUGGAUAAUGUGUUGGCUGAACUGGCUGCCCAGGGCAUCUCUGAAGACAGUGCUGCCCAGGAGAAGGACUGAGCCUGGAGGGACUUUGGGAUGGGAUGGACCCAUGGGAGCCACAAGGCAGGAAGUGGGGAGAGUCAAGGUAGAAGUUGGUGCCAUGCCCUCCUGACUCCCUCUUCUCCCCUCCUGUUCUGUUUCCAUCCCUCCUGUCCCUCCCAGCCACAAUGGGGAGCCAGAUUGAAUAAGGCCACAUCAUUCAUAAACCUCAUCCAACGCAAAGGGGACACAGGCUGAGGGCCAUCCUCGAUCUGUUCCCAUGGAGUUUUCGGUGCUGGGUAGGCAAGAAUCCCCCUCACCCCCAAGUUAGGGGGCUUGGUCAGCACACUUGGGGUAUGGACGGUGCGUGAGCACUCUAUACCCUGGCCUUGUCAAGGCUGAGGUUCAUGGCCUCAGCUGGCUUCUUGCUGCUUCCACUCUGCUUUGAGAGCGGAGUUUCCGCUUUUCUCUCCUCCGCUGGAGGCAGGGAGCGCUCACUGUGCAAGGUUGCGGGGCAAAGGGAUGAACCGCCAAACUGCUGUGACGUCAGAAAUCAGAUGCCUCGGAGUAUGGCAAGGGAGCAGUUCUUGCCAAGAGGGUCAGGAAGGCCAGGGUCUCAGGGGGCACGUUCUGCUCUCGUGAUAGCCCUUGGCUUCUCUGGGCCCUCUCCUUCUCCUCACACCUUUGAACUGUCCAAAGAGGAGUCUGGUCCUGUCGUGUGGAUGAAUGGACUCUGGAUUCCUUUUGGGGGUGGUAUCCUACGAUGCUGAUUCCAGCCCCUCUCUGAUCAGACCAGAGCCCGCAUCCCACUAAGCAUCUGAACCGUCCUCAGGGAGAGGAGCGCAGAGCUUUCUUCCACCUCAUCCCAGACCAGCUCAAAGAUUCCAUGAAUUUCAUCAAGUCACUGUGAAUAGAGCCCACUAUAGGCUCUGUGCCACCUGUGUACGUGCGUGUGUGUGUGUGUGUAUGUGCACGCGUGUGCACACCAUUGGGCAAGGUUGGUGGGGGAGUCCAUGCUCCCACACACUGUCUCGGUUCUGACGAGGAUCAAACAGCCAGGCUGUGGUCCCUAGGUGUUCCUCACCCUUUUGCCAGCCCAUCCCAGAGGAAACUUGCAUCCUGAUGGAGACGGAACUGAGCUUGGGAAGAUGUGAUGAGGUGAGGGCUGCGCUGACCCCUUUUCCUAGCUCUUUAAAGAUUGGAUAAGAUCCAGUUUCUAUUGAUCGGUCUUGUUUCUGUGAGGGCUUCCAUCUGUCUCCAUGUAAAUUGGCAAAUCAGGGCCCAGAGGUGGUGCCGGCCCCCUCAUCUCCCUCACUUAUUACAGAUUCACCCAGAGCAUGGAUGGAGCCUCUUUAGCUCAUUCGUAACAGGACUGUGACCACAUUAUGGUCUGGUCCAACCUGCAACUGGGUUGUGUCCCGAGAUCCCGUCUAUCCCCUCCUAAAUAUUCCUCUUGCCUUUGGCUUCCAUUAAAUACUGAAUUAGUGGUCAGGGAGGAGAGAAGGGGGAUCAAGAAGGGAAGCCCAAUUUCCCAUUUGAAAGUGUGUUCAUUGAACUGUGUGUUUGGGGGAAGUUCCUCUGGAUACUAAUUGAAUUUAUAUACCUCAUGUUUUGGGGAUUUGACAUAUAGAUAUGCAUAUAUAUUUCAUAAUAUUUGGAAGAAUUUUGAUGCUAGAAAAAUUGAAACAAAAGAAACUUCAAAAAUGGUACUUAAGUUAGAACUGGAGGCCAGGCUUUCAUGGGAGCCAGCCCCGUAGCUGCUUGCUGUUAGGCCUGCAGCCAUUUUGACCUUGGUACGAUCAGUAGACUCACCUGAUGAAUAUCACCCAGUUCCGCAGGACACGCUGCUGCUGAGCCUUUCCUCGCUUUCCAAAUGGCUAUAGGGAUUGAAUCUGCUCCACCAGAGGGAGCCCUGAUAAGAGGAGUUGUUCCUGCCAUCUUAGUUCUAGUUCCUCUAUCAGCCAGUGGCCAUUUAUCUCACCAGCAGACCAGGAGAUUGGUCCUGAGUUCCCUGCACCAUCGGGCGAUUUCCUGCCAUAGUCAGGAAGGAAACAUCUGAAUUCAUUGAAAGAGACUUCCCUGUGGUGUUUAAUGUCACACCCAUGCUCUUUACCCUGUGCCAGGGACCCAAGAGAUUCCUUGAGUCCUUUGAGAUUCAUUGUAGGCCUAGGACUAUCACCGUCUUUAGCAUUCUUGUUGAGUAUCUGCUGAGCGUCUUGCCCACAGGGACAAGGGAACAGACUGAGGGUCAGUGGGCAGAAAAACACAACUGAGGCAGUAGGAGGUGGAGAAGGAAAGAAGAUGUGCUUUGACAACUGGAAAUAGGUGGUGGGGGGCCGAGUGAUUUCCCUGUAUCAGACAGAAGAAGAUGGGGAAGGAGAUGGCCAGGAGCAGAAGAAAGAGGACCCAGAGAAUGUAUCAGGGAGUCUGUAUACCAGGGGUAAUACCACUUCUGAGAAUGAGUCUUCAUACCUUCAAGCCUUUCCCCCUCGGAUUUUGAUUGUGACUAUGCCCCUUUUCUCCUCCUCUAGAAGGGUGUUCAGUAAGGGCUACCUCACCCUCACACUGCUCUUCUUGUGGGACUUUCUGGAUAGAAGGGAUGUAGAAUUUCCCUUCUAACACUGUGCCAGCCAAAGUAUGGGGUAUUCCUUUGCCCUUUCUCUUGUACCAACCUGGAACAGUGCAGUCUUGGGUUCUGGGAGGAACCGGCCAGCAAAGGUCCUGUUUGUCCACUACUUUGACACCAGGGAUGUUUUCCCCACCAGAUACCCUGCCGUGUCCCCCUGGCCCUGGCAGGGGAUUCUAUGCCUUUCUGUCCAUUGUCUUAGCACCAGCAGCCUAAUUUCUUCCUUUCAGAGUCUCCAGGGAUGACAAAUGGGAUUGGAGACAGACCUUGUCAGAAGCUCAUCCCUUAAAAGGUGAAGUGUGUCCAUGUGGUUGCGUGUGCCUUUGUGUUUUCAUUCUUCUCCCCAUUUUGUAAAAUUUGGACUUCUGUGU